AUGUUUAGUCGUUCUGCCAAAACCGAAGAUGAUUUACUCCACAACCUAUUUGAGGAACGCGACUUUUGUCCCGAUAAUGAAGAUUCUCAGAAUGAACCGCUAUGCUUGACUAGUAGCCUUCCUCACGUGCCCCUUCUGAGCGAAACCAUAACUGACGGCGACCUCAUACGAGCAGCUGGUCGUUUGAAUCCGGAAACCUACUCUGAAAGAGGAAGGACUAAGAGCCUCUUUGCUAAACAGUUGCUAAAAACCAGGAAUGGCGGGUGUUUGUCGAAAGAGAAGAUAGCCCCUGUUUCUAAGGGGUCAAAGAAGUCUGAACUGCCAGAUCCAAUCCGCUUGUUGGCAGACACUGGGCCAGUGACCAUUCGAGGCCAGGGACUUGCAGCCAACGAGGUUGUCCGAAUCCACGAAAACAAUAUCAAUUUACUGUCGCAACUGUCUGCCGAAGAGAUAAUGAAGGAACGUGAAGCCAUCAUAGCAUCCACAGCGCCAAACAUCGGUGGAAUGUCCGAACACCGUUCAGAUGCACCCGAACACGACAAAUCCGACACCAAUGUCCACUCGGUCCUCUCAUCUCUCGGUAUCGACGAAGACUCCACUUUUCCCCACAUGGACGUGGUGGAACCCGAGAAACUCGCGUGGAUGCAGGAUCUCCCGAAGACUGCCAAAUCUGCACCAGAUGUAAAGUCAGCUGAUCCCUCCGAGAAGCCGUGCAAUGCCAGAUUUGACCUCGAAGGACGAGUUGUGCCACCGAAUGCCGACAUCCCGACCCAUCUUGGUUUGCAUCACCAUGGCGAAGAACCAGAACGUGGAGGCUACACAAUCGACGAGAUCUUUCACCUGGCAUCUUCUACACAGCCCUCCCAACGUAGAAUAGCCUUGUCGUGCCUCGCUUCGGCUUUGGCGGCCUCGCGUCGAGGUCGCCACGGGGGAGCCCUGCAGACGUCCAGCCUUGUAUCUCCCCUCCUGUCUGCGCCCGCGGCAGUUUGCUUCCUUUUGAGGUGGUCACUCGAUAAAGCGGUCAGUGAGGUCACUCGAGUGGGUGCUCCCGGCGGCAGUGGUGGCGUCUCUUUGGCUGUUGUUUGUGAAUGUCUGCGAGCACUUGACAAUCUUCUCUCUGACGGCAAAGGGGAGAUUCUUCUGGAUGAGACUUUUGAAUGGACGCCCGAAGUUCGAGCCGUGGGUAAUUGUCGGCCUUCGUUGAUGAAGAAGCCGCACAAGUUCCACCCACAGCCCUACUCUGACAGCGAAAUGAUUGGCGAGAAAGAAAAAGACACCUCAGACCACGUCUCACUGAUGGCCGUCGAUCCUGUUGCCUGUCUGUUCGAGACGACAAAUUUGGCCUCCAGAUUCGCGUGGAUGUUGUCCUCAGGCUUGGGCAUUCAGUUUCCACCCGAUGUGGUUGCUCAUUGGCUGCCAUCGAUUUUGCUGAAAGGCGUUCGACACUCCCUUCCCUUGGCUUCAAAGAUUUUCAAUACACCAAAUUUAGUCGGUUCGCUUAUUGAAACUUUUUUACCAAUGACGUGGGACAACGCCGGUCCGCUAGCGCAGGACAACGACCAAUUAUCGGUUGCCUACGGAAUCCCCUUGCCUGGUGUGCUAAAACUGAUGCGUGUCUUUGCCCAGCGGAGUCUUAGUCAAAGAAUCACAUUGGUAAACAAAUGGAAUCUUGUAGAACGUUGUUUCGCAUAUCUGUUGCCAAAAGCGUCAUCCGGCGUACUUGAUCACCUCCCCUCGGCUCUUCCAACAAGGUUUCGUGUAAUGCUCCAAGUGGAGUCCCUUCGAUGUCUUUCGGUGUGCCUUGAAGGCGUGGAUCCUCCUACAAAAGCAGUCGAAAUAACUAGGGCUCUAUCAAACGCGCACGUCGACCAGGUUAAUGUUUGGGCAAACGACGCCCUUGAACAGGCUGUCAGUGUUUUUGUCUCAAAAGAAAACACGAAUUCGCUGCCAAUAAGUUUAACGGAAAUCCCAGGAACGUUGCCGUCACUUACUACCACUGCCUUCGAGCUCAUGUGCCUCCUUGGCAACCAGGGUCUUGUAACAAGGCGCGAACAAAUUUUUAACGGAUCGACGUGGAACGCCAUUUUUUCUCACUUCAUAAGGUAUCAGUCGGUGCUCACUGGGUUUCCCGGGAGACCUUCCCACGUAGACGUCGUCAAUCCCAUGUACUUCCCCUCUGACAAUGCAGAGCCGCCGUCCUUGCCAUGGACACGCCCCGACGUUGAACUCGACGAUGCCCUCUUGACGCCGAUCACCGUCUCCGCAGCCACACCCUGCCUGCCUGAUCUCGGCAUGGCCACGUGCCUGCUCUACCGCGGUGAAGAGGGUGCCGCAGCCACCUUGCCCUGCCUGUGGUGGCCCCCGUCCACGCCAACUUACCCCGUUGCGGUUGUCGAACCUGUUGACUUGGCGACUUCUCUAGAAGCGAAAUCGCCCAGUUUUUUGCCGCUUAUUGAGGCUGCUGUAAGGUGUUGUGACUUUGCCAAGCUGAUGCCUUGGUGUCAGCGACUUGUUCGACUGAAAAUCCCACCAAUCAUGGCAAAGGGGGCCACCGCUCUGCCCCAUGGACUGUUAGCCAUCGAAACUGAAUUGAUGGGGCGGGCUCUCUUGAAUGCAUUCAGUACUGGAAAACAGACUUCAAACGAUGAUUUGUGGUGGACUUCGUUGUGUCUUCUGCCUUGUUUAUUCUUUGGGCAGGAGGCUCGCCUUUUGGACAUUAUUCGAAGGCUUGUGUUCCCGCCCGACGCCUUGACGCCCGUUGAACGCGACUUUCCUGCCGAAUUUGCGAGCACCUCUGCGCCCUGGCCCCCUGUCCAUGAGAAUUUUCCCACCGCUUUAGCACACCACGCACACUGUGUGUACACGGCGUACUUUGUCGAUUUGUUGCAGAGAAGUGCUGAUGCACCUCUGCCAAAAUACCAGGCUCUGGAGUUUCGGCCGGCGUGUGACUUCAUCCUGCCCGAUGACUGGUUCUACAUGCCACUGCUAGAAUGCUACUUUUUGCGGAAUUGUCGACUUGCUGGAAAGGCCUGUGGAGAUGAUCACGUGUCAGCUGGUGCAUUAGACCCUGAGCGGCGUAUUCUCAAGGUCACAUCUAUAACUAAUGGCUCCUCGUUGCAUCAGUUGUUCAUCUCCUUAUACUUUGAGCUCUCAUCUAUCAGACACUACAUUGCCUACUUAAGGCGCAUCAUUUGA
Messenger RNA from Mesocestoides corti, 3195 nucleotides. The record is from the annotation of a GenBank genome assembly. NCBI's taxonomy places the organism in Eukaryota, Metazoa, Platyhelminthes, Cestoda, Cyclophyllidea, Mesocestoididae.